Messenger RNA from Candidula unifasciata, 351 nucleotides. The record is from the annotation of a GenBank genome assembly. NCBI's taxonomy places the organism in Eukaryota, Metazoa, Mollusca, Gastropoda, Stylommatophora, Geomitridae.
AUGAAAUGCUCAGGUGGUCGCAAGCUGUUCCGAGAGUUUCUGCGGUCAGAGUACAGCGAGGAGAACAUGCUUUUCUACCUGGCCUGCGAAGAACUCAAGAAAGAAAGUAAUCCAGAGCUUAUAGAGGAGAAAGCCCGGUUGAUAUAUGAAGACUAUAUAUCUAUAUUAUCACCUAAAGAGGUUAGUUUAGAUUCUCGAGUGCGAGAAGUUAUCAACAGAAACAUGGUGGAACCCACCCCGCACACAUUCGACGAAGCACAACUACAAAUAUGGACAUUAAUGCAUCGAGACUCAUACCCACGUUUUCUGAAUUCACAAAUGUACAAAAGACUUUUACAGCAACUGUCGUGA